GCCUAGGGCAGCGCAGGGGAACACCGAGUGGUCAAGAGGAACCCACAAAUCGCAGGAUGGAAAGUGGCCCACAAUGGCUUUAUUCCUUGCUCCUCCUGGGACUGUUUGCAGGUCACUUUUGUGGUGCACUGAAUUCAUCUUCACCUACAGAGCCAUUCAAUGUCUCAGAGCAAGAUAAAGGAACCACAGCAAAAAACAAUAUAAAGCUCGUGACCAAGAGCCCCCGUCCAGUUUCGAAAGAUGAAACAGCGAGACAAAUCCAUCGUUCUAUAGUGGUGAAGGAUGUACCGUCAUCUCUCUUAACCUUGGAAGGGCAUCCUGCCACCCUGGAGUGUAAAUUCACAGCUCCAAGUAUUGUUAAUAUCAUCUGGAAAAAAUCCUGUUCUCCCAACUGCAGUGAGACUUUUCAUUCCUCCAGCAGCAAUAAGCAUCGAUCAGUUCUUGUGGUUAAUGGCAAUGGCGUUUCAAACCUCUCCUUCCUAAAGGCCCAGACCAGGGAUUCUGGCAUGUACUACUGCAUCGUGAGUACUGCGAAUGACUCCAGCCAGUCGUGUGGGACAUACCUCUGGGUUCGGAGACCUCGCCCCACCUCCUUCCUGAAUAUAAGGGAAUCCAUCAAAAACAAGAUCAUCACUGCUGAGGGCUUCCUCCUCCUCAUCUGUGCCAUUGGGCCAGGUCUCUUUCUGCUGUUGAGGAAGAGAUGGGAAAAUGAGAGCCUGCUGCAGGCCAAGAAGAAGCAGUAUGAGGAGGAGAACCUGUAUGAGGGACUGAAUCUGGAUGAGUGCUCCAUGUACGAGGAUAUCUCACGGGGACUGCAAGCCACCUAUCAAGACAUAGGCAACGUUAAAGUGAUUGACCUGCAGUUGGAAAAACCAGAGAAACCAUGAUAUGUUUGCCUUGUGUUUUGUUUCCAGACGCCUACUAUAAAGAUUUCCAAAUCUUCUAACAGUAUCCUACAGACAAAGCUGAGGAAAAAUAUGUAUUCUUUUCUCGUGGAUGCUGCUGACAGUUUGUAUAACCAUUUCAGACUUCUAACAAGGAAGCUGAGGAAAACAUGACUGACAAUGCAGAAUCUGGUAAUAAUAGGAAAAAAUAGUACAGGAACGUCUCUAUUUUCAUUUUUCCAGCAAAGUAUUCCAGUAAAGUAAGAACUUUGUUUGAAAUAUCUCUAUUCUGGUUUCCAUUUUGAUUUUUACUGUACUGCUUCCCGAUUUUGAGGAAAUGGACUCCAAGCCAUAAGUAAUGGUAACUUUGUUUCAAUGAUAUCCCCAGAGGAUGCAUCUGCCAGGUUUACGAGAUUCAUUUAGACCUGUCCUUGCUUUUAUUUUCCUUUCUCAACAGAGUACAACUAGACAUAUUUGCAGAACAAAGGAAGAUUUUAAAGUCUCCUUACUACAUUUACCAUCUUUCUCUCUCUGGGGUCAUAUUAAAAAGUAGCCCUAUAAAUUGGCAGCAAAACCUAGUAAUUGCUAACAGCUAUUGGGUAGUAUCCACAGUAUUACCCAGCCACUUAGCUGAAUUCCCAGUCAGAUUUUGCAACUUUAAAAAAAUUCAGUCAUUUAAAGCAGACUGAACAUUUAAUGGAUAAAGCAGCACUUUAACUUUAAAAGGUAGGCAUUUCAUCUGAAACAUGCAGUGGGGGAAAAACAGACAGUAUAUAAUUGGAUAAACUGUCUGGCUAAUAUACCAGGAAACCAAGCAUGCGCUCACUUCAACUUCUGUCUUCACCUUUGAGGUAUAUCCCAUACCCAUACUGUCCCACUCAUCAAUGGGAAAAAGACAGGGUUCAUUAUAGGCCUUCCCCUGUAUUCUUCAGAGGUUAAAGCAGGAACAGGACAAACUGAUGAUGCUUGAGGCAGAUGGACCUGACUUGUAGAUAAGGAUGUAUACGUUUACAUGGACCAAUGAGUUUUUGUUUCCAUAAAGCACACAAAGAAAGACAUUUCCAAGAGCUUGAUCAUUUCCCAAAGCAUUUUUCUGGUUGCCUUGUCUCCGGACUGUGACAUGCAAAGCUCUGGUUGUGUACUGUGAUAGAUGGAGGAGUGUCACAAACUAUAAGCAAUACACCCUGUUGCAGUCUCUUCAACUCAGUUCUUAAUCAGAAUCUUAUGUUACGAGUCAGCUUGCAAUUCCAUGUUGCUGUAAUUAUAACCUAGGGGUUUUCAUGUGCUUUGAGAUGUCAA
Molecule: messenger RNA, 2183 nt
Organism: Eublepharis macularius
Lineage: Eukaryota; Metazoa; Chordata; Lepidosauria; Squamata; Eublepharidae
Gene: CD79A
Product: CD79a molecule
Exons: 5
Coding region: 57-887 (276 amino acids)
Biological process (GO): B cell differentiation; B cell receptor signaling pathway
Cellular component (GO): external side of plasma membrane; membrane; B cell receptor complex
Molecular function (GO): transmembrane signaling receptor activity
Source: RefSeq, a predicted model, not a curated record